AUGCUCUCCUUCUCGCGACCGUCUCUACGACCCUCCGCGAAUAACGCAAUAGCGCAUAGAGCUCGACUGGUGAUAUCAUGCCGGGCCUUCCAUCUGCUACCUUGGCUGCUGUUUCUGUCUCUGAUUUCACACUCACGCAUUGUGUUCAGCCUCGCCGAGCCGGGCCUCGUCACCUCUGUGUGUUGCCGUCUGCUCUCCCAACUUAGCACGCCUGCAUCACGCUUGCACUGCCUGAUUAACCCAGUUGACCCGCCCCAUUUUCCCGCGCCUACUGCUGCUGCCCCCCGGUCCUUCCUGUAG
Protopolystoma xenopodis is the source of this 300-nucleotide messenger RNA. NCBI's taxonomy places the organism in Eukaryota, Metazoa, Platyhelminthes, Monogenea, Polystomatidea, Polystomatidae. The record is from the annotation of a GenBank genome assembly.